AUGUUUCACGAGAUGGCACCAUGGGUGCCAACUUUUACCCAGUCCAUGAAAAACCACGUGCAGCCUUUCAUACCGUUAACGUUCAGCACGGUAGAUCCCUCUUCUAUGAAACCCAAGUGUAGAACGGUUGUAUUCAGAGGGUUUUUAUUUGAAGAUAAGAACUGCAACGUGUUAACGUUUAAUACCGAUACAAGAAGCGAUAAAUUCAAGGAAAUCGACUCUUACUCAGCCGAGAAAGGGACCCCUGCGCCAUUUGAGGCUUGCUUCUAUUUCCCUGCAACUGAAGAGCAAUUUCGGUUCAGCGGCUCCUGCUUUGUUGUUUCAAGAAAUAAUAUUUCAGAUUUAACAGCUAGGUACUCUGCCUUCAAUGGCACUAAUUUUUAUCCAAUACUUUCUCCUAGCGUCUUUGGAAACGACUCAAUCUCUAGUGCGUAUGUUAACGAAGAGUUGUACACCAGCGAGUCUAUCCCAAUAGUUGACGGUGCAUACCAAGAAGCCUUACACACCCAGAAUGACCUACUUUCACCAAGUUCAAUAUCCUCUACUUCUGAUGGCCCUGUAUUGAAUUUCCCUGCUUACUAUAAUCCUGAGUAUUGUCCUCCAUCUGCCAAAGAAUGGGAGCUCGAAAUCCAUCGGCAUUGGCUAAAAUUGUCCAGGACUAUGAAAUCCCACUAUCGUGGUCCAGAUCCCGGCGCACCACUCACUCCCAGCCUUUCAAAACAACUAGAUAAGAUCCAAAGAGGUGUAGAUGGAGCUGGAGAAGACACUGGACUUGAUAACUUUGGAUUGGUGUGUCUCUGUGUUGAUCAAGUUAACUACCUAAAUUUGCAUAACGGCCGGGGCGGCGAAAGAUGGAAAUACACUAGGGAAAUUGACGAAAAGACUGGAUUAGAAACAUGGAGUGAGCAGGAACUUUGCCCAUAG
Eremothecium sinecaudum is the source of this 924-nucleotide messenger RNA. RefSeq lists its product as uncharacterized. Gene Ontology annotation, molecular function: FMN binding. Bases 1 to 924 code for a protein of 307 amino acids. The record is from RefSeq and is a predicted model, not a curated record. Lineage: Eukaryota; Fungi; Ascomycota; Saccharomycetes; Saccharomycetales; Saccharomycetaceae. The transcript has a single exon.